UUAAGAAGUGGCUUGACUAUAAAAGACAAGUCAAUCUCAUGCAGUGCAUAAACUGAAAAAAACGAAAGCUGUUUAAAAAUGGCAGUUCUAGCGAAAAUCAUUUUCUUCUGUGCUCUAGUUAGCAUGGUGACUUGUCAACAAUGUAAGAGGUACUGCUAUACGAGAUGGAUGGACAGAGAUAAUCCUUCAGGAUCAGGUGAUUGGGAAAGGAUCAUACACGUAUCAAAGAAGAUACGUUGCCCCCAACCUGUUGGAAUACAAUGCCAGACAACAAGUGGACGUCCUUACAAAAGCACAGGUGAUGUUUUUGCGAUUGCUUGCGAGCCUCGUCGUGGCUUGGCAUGUAUUAAUAAUUGGCAAAAGUCAGGUAAAAAGUGUGAUGACUACAAACUGAGGUACCUUUGCCCUGAGGGAAGUAUUCAAGACACCAGAGGCAUUGUUUGUAGCGAGUUCUGUGACACAGCGUUCGUGGAUCGUGAUAAUCCGUCAGGUCACUGCGACUGUGAGGUAGUUAACGACGGACAAAAGUCUUGUCCUGGAGGAGCUACACCAGCUGGGAUAAGGUGUAACGAUAAAUGCACCGGGAGAGACUAUGCAGAGUUUAAGCAGAACAUUACCUGCAAACCGGAUUCUGGAGGGAUAUGUUGGAACAAGAACAACCCUAAAGGGUGUAGGGAUUACAAAGUGCAAUAUAUAUGCCCGAAAUAUACCGUGCCAACUUGCAACAAUGAGGCUGAGCAACUCACAGUGCAGGACGAAGAGUUAAUCCCAGAGGUUGAGAAUUAUCAAACGGGUGAUUAUGAUCCUAAAGUGGUGUCAAAUGACGAAGAAGUUGGCCAAGAAUCGCCUGAGGGGAAAUCCCUGGUGGAGGAAAUGCUUAUGCAGGAGUUGCUGCACACUCUUACUCAAUAGGAACGAAAUAGUGAUAAUUAUAGAGUGUGAGACUAAAACAUACGUGUGACAGCUAGAAAAUUGAACUGGGAACACCAUGUACUAUUAAACAAACUUAAUGUUACAAUUUAUAUUACACAUAAUUAUACAAAAUUAAUGGUGCAACAUGUAUAAA
Halichondria panicea is the source of this 1066-nucleotide messenger RNA. RefSeq lists its product as uncharacterized. The record is from RefSeq and is a predicted model, not a curated record. Lineage: Eukaryota; Metazoa; Porifera; Demospongiae; Suberitida; Halichondriidae.